AUGUCUCUCGACCUGGAGAAGCAACUCGUCUUUUACGGCGCCUACCACCAUAAUGGUGUGAAUGUGGCCAUUCAUAUGAUCUGCGUGCCCCUUAUCCUGUUCUCGGCUUUCGCUCUUGCAGCAAACACGGGGCCUCUAGUCAACCUUCCAGAAUGGCUCUCAGUUCCCUACCUUGACCUGAACCUGGGUACAAUCGCAUCCUUCCUCUGGGGCGGCCUCUAUGUUCUCCUGGAACCUGUUGCAGGCACCGUUCUCGGAGCUAUCUGUGUUGGCGGCGCCGCUGGUGUUAACUACCUGAGGGUUACCGAGCCUGACUCCAUCAACAAGGUUGCUCUUACUGUUCAUAUCGUCUGCUGGCUCCUCCAGUUCCUCGGCCAUGGCGCCUUCGAGGGUCGUGCGCCUGCCCUUCUGGAUAAUCUGAUCCAGGCUAUCUUCUUGGCCCCGCUCUUUGUCUGGCUUGAGUUCCUUUUCAUGCUCGGCUACCGCCCCGAAUUGCAGGCCCGUGUGGAUAAGGCCGUACAGAAGGAGAUUGCCAAGUUCAAGGCCCAGAAGGAAAGCAACUCCGUGAAGAAGGCACAGUAA
This is a messenger RNA of Scedosporium apiospermum, 582 nucleotides long. RefSeq lists its product as uncharacterized. The record is from RefSeq and is a predicted model, not a curated record. NCBI's taxonomy places the organism in Eukaryota, Fungi, Ascomycota, Sordariomycetes, Microascales, Microascaceae. Gene Ontology annotation, biological process: sphingoid catabolic process. Gene Ontology annotation, cellular component: endoplasmic reticulum. The coding region runs from base 1 to 582 and encodes 193 amino acids. The transcript is spliced from 3 exons.